AUGCUCAAUGCUAAAGGCGCAGAGAACCACCGGGACCAUGUUGAAGGACGUGGCUGGGAAGGAGCAGGGAAUAACAGGCAGGUUUCAGUCAAGAAAGGUCUNUGGGACGCCGAGGCCGAGGCGGCGGCCGGCGCGGGCGGCGCGGGCGGCGGCCCCUGCGCCUGGCGGGUGGUGGCCGUGUCCUCCGCGCGCCUGUGCGCCCGCUACCAGCGCGGCGAGUGCCAGGCCUGCGACCAGCUGCACCUCUGCCGCCGCCACAUGCUGGGCAAGUGCCCGAACCGCGACUGCUGGUCUACCUGUACCCUUUCCCAUGAUAUCCACACACCCAUCAACAUCCAAGUUCUGAAAAACCAUGGGCUUUUUGGCCUCAACGAGGCCCAGCUUCGGAUCCUGCUUUUACAGAAUGACCCGUGCCUUUUACCAGAGGUGUGUUUGCUGUACAACAAAGGGGAAGCGCUGCAUGGCUACUGCAACAUGAAGGAGAAGUGCAACAAGUUUCACGUGUGCAAGUCCUUUGUCAGAGGGGAGUGCAGACUUCAGAAAUGCAAACGGUCCCAUCAGCUCAUUCAUGCCGCAGCCCUGAAGCUGCUGCAGGACCAAGGACUGAGUGUCCCAAGUGUCGUUAAUUUUCAGAUAAUCUCUACCUACAAGCAUAUGAAGCUGCACAAGGUGCUUGAAAGUCAAGGGAAUUCAGCUUCUGCUGAGUGUUCCCAGGGCCUUGAGGAACCAGGAGUACACGUAGCCGGCGCUCCAGAGGCCAGCCCUCUGGUACCCGGCCCCGCUCAGUCAGCCAAGAAACCACAUGCAGGUAAACCUUAA
Puma concolor (puma) is the source of this 819-nucleotide messenger RNA. It is a transcript of the gene ZC3HAV1L, whose product is annotated as ZC3HAV1 like. NCBI's taxonomy places the organism in Eukaryota, Metazoa, Chordata, Mammalia, Carnivora, Felidae. Gene Ontology annotation, molecular function: metal ion binding. The record is from RefSeq and is a predicted model, not a curated record.